UUUCAUCUUGAAUGGUGCAUGAGCAUUGCUGAAUGUUUACUAUCGCCAAAAUUCUUAUCGACUUUGCGAGGCGCGCUCAUUUCAUAUAUAACCGAGCUUGUUGAAGGUGCAUUCAUUUGUUUAGAGUUGAUUUUUGAAGGGGGUGAUAUGAUGAUUUUUGUGUAUGUGUGCUUGAUUUUGGCGGUGGGCUUAGUUGUGACGAGACUGUAUCUGACUUACACGCGUUGGCCGAAUUGCAUGAAAUGUCUUUUAGGGAAAACUUGCAUAGUUACCGGCUCCAAUACGGGAAUCGGCUAUUACACUGCUCUGGAUUUUGCGAUGCGGGGUGGCAGGGUGAUUCUGGCCUGCAGGAAUGAAGAAAAGGCAAACGAGGCGCAGAAAAAGAUUAUCGAGGCGACGGGUAAUAAAAACGUGCACGUGAGACUGGUGAAUUUUGCCUCUUUGGAUUCGGUGCGCGCUUUCUGCGAGGAGUUCAAUAGAACCGAGGAGAAGCUCGACAUCUUGGUGAAUAAUGCGGGCGCGGUGGGAACUGGCAACAAGAAGACCAAGGACGGCAUAAUGAUACAAAUGCAAAUCAAUUACUUUGCCCCAUUUCUGCUAACACAUCUCCUUAUAGGAAAGCUGCUGAAGGCGGAGAACGCGCGCGUCGUUAACGUGUCCUCGUUGCUCUCGUACUACGGGCAGCUGGACCUGGAGCACUUCAAUGAAUACCCGUUUUCUGGGAACAUGACGAAAUCUGAGCUGACUAUGUACUAUACGUCGAAACAGUGCGAAGUGCUGUUUACCAGAGAGUUGGCGAGAAGGUUGCGCGGUACGAGGGUGACCUGCAACGCUUUGCAUCCUGGCAGCAUCAUGACCGAUAUAUGGAGGAACGUGCCAAAUUGGUACAAGCCGUUCCUGAUCUUCAUCAUAAGUUUCAUUUUCAAAACGCCGCAUCAGGGCGCGCAGACCUCCAUAUACUGCGCCCUCUCAGAUGACCUGAAUGACGUUACCGGCAUGUGGUUCGAGAACGCUAAGAUUACAAAAUUUUAUCCGAGCCAUCUAGACGACACUUUGGGCAAGAAGUUGUGGACGCGAAGCGAAGAGAUGGUGAAGCUACGGAGCGAGGAGAUGAUCCCGGAGAACGGCUACGUAAUGUCCCAAGCAUAAAUUCAUUGUCAUUAACAUAGAAAUGUAUCAUGUAAAAAUAUAUAAAAACACAACAAUUUACUUCGUGCAGUAAAUAAUAAUGUUUAUCUAGUCCACUCGUUAAAAAUCCUUCGAGUAAUUAUUAUGUACUAGCGCACACGAUUGCAGUAACCUUCGUACAUUUUGUUGCGUUAGAAGUAUUUUGAAUUUACGCAAUGCGACACAACUUCUCUAUUU
Molecule: messenger RNA, 1365 nt
Organism: Nicrophorus vespilloides
Lineage: Eukaryota; Metazoa; Arthropoda; Insecta; Coleoptera; Silphidae
Product: retinol dehydrogenase 14-like
Exons: 4
Coding region: 19-1149 (376 amino acids)
Source: RefSeq, a predicted model, not a curated record